AUGAGCAAUCGCAAGAGAUCGCGAUCCGUCGGGGAGGAGAAUCGCGCUGAGUGCCCUUUCACGAUUACUUACGCGACUGGCCCUGCGGCUACUCAGGCGGAUCGUCAAAAAAACAAGAAGCGGAAGCGCGACGGCCAAGAUGACGACAAACGGGUCCAGAUUCAAAUCUCCCCUUUCUCCCCAACGGGCAAUUUCAAAACGCACGAGAACAUGGACUUGUACUACACUGUCGAGCCAGGAAAACGAUGGCAAGAUAUGACGCGCUACAACAGCUUCGUCCUUAACAGUGUCAAGUAUUAUAGUGAAGGCUUUGUCAAUGUUGCCAACGAGGUAACGAUUGAACAACAAAAGGCUCAGGGUGACGGUAAGGGUAUUUACAAGAAGAGCAAUAAUGACUGGGUCGCGCGUAUCCUCGAGAUCCGUGCUUCCGAUGAGCACCACGUCUAUGCACGUGUUUAUUGGAUGUACUGGCCGGACGAACUCCCGUAUGGAACACUCGACGGUAAAAAGACCGUUCACGGCCGCCAGCCGUACCAUGGCAACAAUGAAUUGAUCGCUUCUAAUCAUAUGGACAUUAUCAAUGUUGUCAGUGUUACAGGACCCGUCACCGUCAACCAAUGGAUUGAGUCAGAUGACGAGGAGAUCCAAGACGCGCUUUAUUGGCGUCAAGCGUACGACUGCCGCAACAUGCAACUCUCGUCCGUUGAGCUCAUGUGUAAAUGUCAAACUCCUGCGAAUCCUGACAAGACCCUGAUUGGGUGCACGAGCCCGAGUUGCGGGAAGUGGAUGCAUCACGAAUGUAUGGCUCACGAAAUCCUCCUGCAAGUCUACGAGCGACUAGGAACAGAUAAGCCCCAUCGAACCGAGGGAUCGGCCGUUAAGGAGGAGAAGCCCGAGGAGGCGACGCGCCCUCUAUCGCCCACUGACGCGGGGGAGAAAGAGACACAACCUACGAUCGAUGUCCGCUCCGGCGAAACGAGUGAUAACGUCCACGUCAAAAAGACUGCUCGCGAAACACCUCGCGAAACAGAAACCCCUACACCUGGGCCAACGCCAUCCCGAUCUAUCACCACCGCAUCAGCUAAAGGAUCGGCCAAGAAAGGUCGCAAGAAGAAGGCUGCAGACUCCAAGCCAUACCUGGGACUUUUCGAAGCCACUCUCAAGAUGCAAGACGGCCCCACAGCAUGGGAGAUUCGUGACCUGCGCGAGAACGUAACGGGUGGUGACAAGACCUGGACCGAGAAGGCUCAUUGUCUGCUGUGCGGUUCCAGCAUUGACUAA
This is a messenger RNA of Fusarium mangiferae, 1281 nucleotides long. RefSeq lists its product as uncharacterized. Gene Ontology annotation, molecular function: chromatin binding. The transcript is spliced from 4 exons. The coding region runs from base 1 to 1281 and encodes 426 amino acids. Lineage: Eukaryota; Fungi; Ascomycota; Sordariomycetes; Hypocreales; Nectriaceae. The record is from RefSeq and is a predicted model, not a curated record.